AUGCCUUCCAUCACAGUAGUAGGGUCCCUAAACUACGACCUCGUCACCUACACCAACAAGGUUCCGGGUCCGGGCGAGACGUACCAAGCCAUUUCGUUUGAAAAUCACCUAGGAGGAAAAGGUCUCAACGAGGCGUUGGCGGCCUCUCGUCUAUCGGCGCCGAAUUCCACCACGAACAUCAGAAUGGUUGGAAAUAUCGGUGAAGAUUCGUUUGGCAAGGAACCCAAGCAAGCCUUGGUCGAUUCCAACGUCAAUGUAGACUACGUGAAAGAGAUCAAAGGAAUAAGUUCGGGCGUUGCUGUCAUUCUUGUUGAGACAAAUGGAGAGAAUCGCAUCUUGAUUACAGCGGGUGCAAAUGGUGAAUUGAAGCCAACCGAAGAAGAGUACCAGUCGAUAUUUUCCGAGACGGAAGAUGGCGACUAUGUGAUUCUCCAAAACGAAUAUCCAGACACUUUCAAGACCAUUUCGUGGUUGAAGGCCAAUAAACCCAGAGUGAAUAUUGCCUAUAAUCCUUCCCCAUUUAAAGAAGAAAUUGCCGACCCAGAGAUCAUGAAACAAAUAGAUUUGCUCAUUGUUAACGAAGGGGAAGCCGCUGAUAUUGCCAGGACCCUCAAUUUGAACGAAAAAACGGAAGAAAGUGUGGAUAAUAUGAAAAAGUUGGCCAGUGCGUUGCAGAGAAAAUUGCACCAGUCCAACUGUAGCAGUGCCAUAAUUACCAUGGGCGGCCAGGGAUGUUGCUAUUCCACUAAAGAAGGGGCCAGCUUCACACCAGCAUCAAAAGUGGAAAAUAUUGUCGAUACAACGGGCGCAGGAGACACGUUUUUCGGAGGCAUAGUUCUGCAAUUGGCACAGAAAUCUUCACUACAAGAUGCUGUUUCGUUUGCUACAAAAGCCAGUGCAUUGGCUAUCCAGAGAAAAGGUGCAGCGGAGGGCAUACCUUGGUUUAACGAUAUCAAAUAA
Meyerozyma guilliermondii ATCC 6260 is the source of this 960-nucleotide messenger RNA. It is a transcript of the gene RBK1, whose product is annotated as putative ribokinase. Gene Ontology annotation, molecular function: ribokinase activity. NCBI's taxonomy places the organism in Eukaryota, Fungi, Ascomycota, Pichiomycetes, Serinales, Debaryomycetaceae. The record is from RefSeq and is a predicted model, not a curated record. The transcript has a single exon. The coding region runs from base 1 to 960 and encodes 319 amino acids. Gene Ontology annotation, biological process: D-ribose metabolic process.